Penicillium arizonense is the source of this 798-nucleotide messenger RNA. RefSeq lists its product as uncharacterized. The coding region runs from base 1 to 798 and encodes 265 amino acids. The transcript has a single exon. NCBI's taxonomy places the organism in Eukaryota, Fungi, Ascomycota, Eurotiomycetes, Eurotiales, Aspergillaceae. The record is from RefSeq and is a predicted model, not a curated record.
AUGGACUUCCUAUCCUCCGUCGGCCCUGAGAUCCUCAGAUCUAAGUCAACUGAGAAGUCUACGAUCGUGGCAUUCAAGCACACCAACGAGACCGAGAUCCUCCUCUCAGUCAACCGCCAUGGCUCCCUACGCAUGAGCUUCUUCCAGCCAAAGACAAACAAAAUCGGCGGCUUGAUCCCCUUUGGUCAGAUGCCAUCCUCGGAGGGUCCAUACACCUUUGCAAUCAAGGACCCCAAUGCUCUCCGCCUCCUCUACGAGGAGAAUGAAAAUCCCCAGCCGGGCAUCAUGACUGUCCGCAAAGCAGCAACCAAGUUGCACCUCUACCUCCUCGACACCAUCAAAGAUAUUUACAUCCUCCCCGAGCUGAUUGAUAUCGAUACCGAGCAGGCUGUCAUGGAGAAGGCAGUCCUUGAGAAGCUUUUCAACGAUUGGCGAUGCGCCAUCCGAGCUGUUCACGCCAAGCAUGAUAUUCAGUAUGUGCUUUUCGACAUCCACCUGAUGGCCCGAACCAGCGCCUGUCAUGUGGGUCACCUGGUCCAGCUUAUGAGCACUGUCUUUACUCUCAAAUCGAAAGGACGGUUCUACGCUCGGGUUGUGGUGUCGGCCCACGUCCGUCCUAGUGCAAGCUCCCAUGGGUUCACUGACCACCAUCUUGAAUAUGUGGUUGUCGAUUCUGAUUGUGUGAAGACCGGGGCCAAGGGUAUCAAGACCAAGGGUGUCGACCCCAAGGAUCUCAAGCUUGGGGUCAAGACGGAGACUGCUAUUGAGAGAGAGCAGAGCAUGAGCCUGGAGGGAUGA